This is a messenger RNA of Orcinus orca (killer whale), 2676 nucleotides long. RefSeq names its product killer cell lectin like receptor G2 (gene KLRG2). Lineage: Eukaryota; Metazoa; Chordata; Mammalia; Artiodactyla; Delphinidae. The coding region runs from base 351 to 1418 and encodes 355 amino acids. The transcript has 2 exons. The record is from RefSeq and is a predicted model, not a curated record.
GCCAGGGACAAGGAAGAGAGAAGGGUCUGCGCUCUGGGCUCCCCCUUACCCGUCUCCCGGCUCUUUCUGGGUAACCCCUCAGCCAGACCCUUCUGCCCCUCUCUUCUCCUUCGCCAAGUAAAGGCGAGGCUCGGGGCCUGAAGGGGCGUGGCCAACAGAACCCGAGCCACAGCCAAUCCCAGCCGGGUCCUUGGCUCGGAGGAGGAAGUGGGUGUGGCGACGGAGAGGGGCGUGGCUUGACGGUUUAGAGCGACUCGUCGGAACCAGUCCCGACCCGGGAGGCGAAGCUAACGCCCUACCUGGGCCCGGGUGCAUCCCGCUCGGCACCUCUCGGCUGCUCCGCGUAUAAAAUGGAGGGAGCCCGGGCGGCGUCGGGGGAAGACCAAGACGGAGCCGAGUUCCCAAUGGAGCCCUUGGGAAGCCGGGUCCCGGAGCUGGAGCAGCCCCAGGUCCCCGCGGAGGAAAGACGCCCUGAGAGUCCCGAGAGCAGCCCGAGUCUGGCUCCCGCAGUGAAGGAGGAGGCGGGCGCGGGCCAGGACCUGUCGGGCGGGAAGAAGCUGCCCUCGCCUCGACCCGCGCCCCUGCGGUUGCUGCCAUCCAGCCCGGGCUACAGCGCCUUCCGCCGUCAGGAGUCGGCCAGCCCGGAGCUGCCGUCGCCGGGCCCAGCCGCGGCUGAGCAGCCCCGGGACGGCGAGACGCCGGGGGCAGAGCAGAUGCUCAGGGCCGCACCCGGUGAGCCGGCUCGGGGCGCCUGGGCCCCCAUGGAACUGCAGGUGGACGUGCGCGUGAAGUCCGUGGGCGCGGCCGGCAGCAGCUGCGCGCCCUCGCCGGCGCCCUCCACGCGCUUCCUCACCGUCCCGGUGCCGGAAUCGCCGGCCUUCUCCCAUCACGCCUCCCCAGCGCACCCGCUCCUGCGGCUGACCCCGUCUCCGGGAGGCACCUGGGGCCGUGGCACGCCGCUGGCCGCAGCCCGGACGGAGCGCGACCUCGACGCCGAGGGUUGGGCCGGUCCCGCCGAGGGGCGCGCGGAGUCCCCGGGCUCCCCCACGUGCCGCUGCCGCGGCAAGGAGGACGCCGUGCUCCACGCCGAGAUGGACGGCGACAAGAAGCUGUCCCGCGUCAUAAAGCUCGUAGAACUUUCCCGUUCGCUCUUGGUGUGCGCAGCGUCUUUGAGAAGUAGAGGUGGAAGGAAUUCCAGGCGAGGGGAGGUCUUUCAGGAUCACGUGACGGCGGUGGCGGCCCGGCAGCACCGCGGUCUCCCGACUCCUUGCUUCGGCUCGCCGAUCUCUCGCAGGUCCAGACUCCCUUUUUCCCUCCCGUAUAUUGAGGACCAGUUGACCCCUAACACUCAUCCAUUCAUCAGCUACUGCUGCUACUGCGUGGGGACUUCGGGCCAGACUGUGCUAGGGUGUGUGUGAGUUUUUUUGUUGCCGCGUGGCGGGUGGCGACUUGCAGGGAAGAAGAAAGAGCCUGAAAAAUACAAAAAUCCUGGACAAGGAACCAGAAGGGAGUGGCUGGUGAACUUGAGGGCAUGGGAAAGCUUCCUGCAGCUAAAGCCCUGAAAGCUGAGUAGGAGUUGGGGGUGGUAGCGCGCCUUCUGGCUGGAGGGCCUAGAGGCCUCCCCAGCAGACAACCUGCUGAAAGCUUGACCGGUUGAGAGGAGACCGGUCAGCUAGACAGGCUCCAAACCCCGAGGGCCUCUAUGCCAGGGGUUCUUAGACAUGGUAGAGUUCAGGGGCUCUAAUCACGCGGGGACUUUUGCAAAGUUGGGUGUGAGCACAUUUUCUGCACGAGAGGUGUAUCGUUUUCUGGUGCUGCUGUAACAAAUUGGCACAAACUUAGAGGCUUAAAAUGGCACUAAUUUAUUAUCUUGCAGUUCUGUAAGUCUGAAGUCUGAUAUGGGCUCAAGAGACUAAAGGCCAGAUGGCAGGGCUGUGAUCCCUGCUGGGGGCCCUAGGAGAUGAUUGUUUCCUUGCCUUUUCUAGCUUCUGAGGGCGAUUGAGUUCCUUAGCUCAUGGUCCUCUGUAUAUUCAAAACCAACCAGGACUUCCCUGAUGGCGCAGUGGUUAAGAAUCCGCCUGCCAAUGCAGGGGACACGGGUUCGGGCCCUGGUCCGGGAAGAUCCCACAUGCUGCGGAGCAAAUAAGCCCGUGCACCAGAACUCCUGAGCCUGCAAGCCGCAACUACUGAGCCCACGUGCCACAACUACUGAAGGCCGCGCGCCUAGAGCCCGAGCUCCGCAACAAGAGAAGCCACCGCAAUGAGAAGCCCACGCACCACGACGAAGAGUAGCCCCCGUUCGCUGCAACUAGAGAAAGCCCGUGCGCGGCAACGAAGACCCAACGCAGCCAAUAAAAAAGAGAAAAACCAGCCAGUGUCAGGCUGAACCUUUCCACUGCCAUCUCUGGGGCUCUCCUGUCCUUUUGCCUCCCUCUUCCAUUUAUGAGGACCCUUGUGAUCACAUUGGACCCACCCAGAAAUUCGGUACAGUCUACCCAUCUCAAGGUCAGCAGAUAAGCAACCUCAAUUCCAUCUGCAGCCUUAAUUCCUCUGUGCCUUGUAACCUAACAUAUCCACAGGUUCCAAGGAUUAAGACGUGGACUUCUUUAGGAGGACAUUAUUCUGUCCACCACAAUGAGUCUGUAGCUUUUUUUAACAAAUAAAUUUGUUUAUUUU